AUGUCCAACGACGAGACUUUGGGUGAUUCAGAAUCCUUAGGAUUUGGUCCUCAGCGGGCAGAAGCUGUUGUCCAUUCACUAGCCCGCGCACAGGAAUUAGACCUGGUAGCUCCUGAGGAAAAAAGGGGCAAGAAUUCCUCAUGGGUUGUCCGUGCAAUCAUCCGACCUGAAGAGCCAUUGCAUGCAAUUGUCGUCCAUCAUACGAUAUCCUCGAUGUGCAACGGAGAGAUUACUUGCUGGACAUAUAUCUCUCAGGGAAUGAAGCGAGUUGGCCAGAAAGAGCUGGUGUUUACCGUCUCGCGGAACACUGAAAAUGAACGAAAGAAAGACUUCCCUAACGAUCCACUUCGUUGGAUCGAAAUCGUCUACUCCAUGGCAAAAGGCGGGUGUCUGGUAGGAGAAUUUGAACAUACGGAUUUCCAGGUUGCUGACUUUCUUGGUCGGUCCGAUGUAAGUUGGAUUGUAUACUGCCCUGCUUGUCCUAUCCCGAACGUGGAGGACUCUUUACUCCCGGAUGAUUACUUGCAGGCUAUACCCCUUCUCGUGGCUGAGACAGAGGUUGCUGAUAAAUAUGGCCUAAUGAGAGUACUUGGUCAUCUGGGUGCUAUGGAGAGGUGGUUCCCUUGGCCACCUUGGUUUGAUCGCUAUCGCAGGCCAUGCAUCACCACCGCCCAGAUGCAAGGCUCAGUCAGAGAAGAGAUGCAGUUCGAGUACAUCAAAGGACUCAGUGCCGUGAAGAAGGGGUCCAAUAUCAGUCUUCGAGUUCCUAAGCAGUCGGAAUCUCUCUUGGUGGAGGCCUUGCUCAGGCAUAGCCCUGAUAAACCAUUUCCCCUGGAUACCGUUCAUCAUAUCAAUUCAGACUCUGGCUUGUUGUGGGAUAAUCGAGACCCACAACCAAGGGGAUAUUCGGCGGGAAGUUCAAAUGAAUGUAUGAACUUGAACUUUUUCGCCUUCUGUCCUGGCCAUAAUGAGGAUGAGCUCAUGUUAGUUGAGGAUGGAUAUAUGUUUAUGCUAGCAGAUGAGACAUGGCUCAGGAUUCGCAACUGCAUUCAAAAUUUGAUGCCAUGCCAUAUCUCCUUGGGCCCUGAGCUGCAGUUCUUGCUUCGGUUGGAGAAACCUUCAGUGCCAGAUCACCCAGAUUAA
Messenger RNA from Microsporum canis CBS 113480, 1143 nucleotides. RefSeq lists its product as hypothetical. The record is from RefSeq and is a predicted model, not a curated record. The coding region runs from base 1 to 1143 and encodes 380 amino acids. The transcript has 2 exons. NCBI's taxonomy places the organism in Eukaryota, Fungi, Ascomycota, Eurotiomycetes, Onygenales, Arthrodermataceae. Gene Ontology annotation, biological process: endosomal transport. Gene Ontology annotation, cellular component: early endosome membrane.